GGGCGGGCAAAGUGUUCAAAGUUAAAGUGGUCCCUGGGCAAUAAGGGGAACAGCACUCACGCCAACACAUGCGCAACAGACAUAAAUGCUUGUGAGUUACAAGCGCGCAUGGCAGAUUUGCGCCCGGAGACGAUUUGAGCGCGCUCGCUAUUCAAGUCAUGGACGGCAGCGAACUGGGGGACCGUUAGGAGCCGCUGGCAAAAAGCCGCUUGAUUUGCAACACACAGACGCUGCACCCUAAGCCGCGACUGGACCCACGCUGCCUGACAAACGGAAUUAUCACAAAUGUGAUCAAUAAACCUAAAUGCUUUGACGGGGGAAUGAAAAAUCUCACCCGGUAGAAUCUUCCCCGUUAUACUUGACAGAAGACGCUGUGUGCCAUAUGCUCUGCGAAUUUCAGAGCAGCCUAUGGCAAGCCAUUUGUCCUGAUGCGGAGCUUUUGAUGGUUGCAGUGGGACGGAUAUCCUCAAUUUUAUCCAAUAGGCAUUCUAAGGUUUUUCUGUGUUGGGCGCUUUUUCAUCUCUCGUUGCGCUGACCUUAUUCACAGAGCUUUAAAUAGGUAAACGUUGACUGUCAUGCUGUAAAGAACAUCUGAUUUGAGAAAACCAUUGACUGGCAAUUCAUAUUUUUACUUUAUAUUUGUGUUUCUGUUUUUUGUCCUUUUGGUUAAAUAAAUUUUUUGUGGAUUCGCCUAGGAGACUGUUUCAGAGUGAGAAGCGGCCUGUAUACGGACUUCAUCCCCUGUUAAAAAAAAAAAACAAAAAAAAAAAACUGCAGGAUUUUCCUCAUCCUCAGUCCAGAGGAAUACCUUCAUGUCCGGGAGGCUACUGGUGCUCUGAGGGUUGAGAAUGGUGACCGCACCGCAGAUAAUCGCAACUCUCACUGAGUGCUUGGCAUUUUUUGCAGGCGAGCAUCUUGACUUGUGAUCGAGAGAGACGCGGACUGCAGCAGCCUCCAGCACCCCUUUUCACAUGGAGAUUUGUGUCUCGGUGGUACUGCAAAUCUUCAAAACGUGGACGGGGGCCCUGAUGAUUUUUUCUGCAUUGCUCUCGCCCUCGAGUUCUUUUAUUCGAAAAAACGCGAAAAUGGAUCUGAAUCACAGCUGGCAGCUCUUUUAGGAAAAACAACCACUGUGACCUACACACCCAGCUCCAAACUGUUAAAGGGGGAAACAGGAAGGCUAACACUAGAUGAACUAUGAAUGCGGAACACAAUGAUCUACUCCCUCCAACGCCAGACAAUGAGAGGUCGUAGGCUGAAGGGGGCACUUUCCAACCCCCUUUUUGUGUUGCUUUUGGCUCUUCAGAUACUGGUGGUGGCUGGACUAGUUCGUGCUCAGACCUGUCCUUCUGUCUGCUCAUGCAGCAACCAGUUCAGCAAAGUCAUAUGCACCCGCCGUGGUCUACGGGAUGUCCCAGAUGGCAUUUCUACCAACACUCGCUACUUGAACCUCCAGGAUAACCUAAUUCAGGUCAUCAAGGUGGACAGUUUCAAGCAUCUACGCCAUCUGGAAAUUCUGCAGCUGAGCAAGAAUCACAUCCGCAGCAUUGAAAUUGGUGCUUUUAAUGGGCUGGCGAGUCUUAACACAUUAGAGCUCUUUGAUAAUCGACUAACGACAAUUCCCAAUGGAGCAUUUGAGUACUUGUCCAAACUUAAAGAACUGUGGCUACGGAACAACCCCAUUGAAAGUAUACCAUCUUAUGCCUUCAAUCGGGUUCCUUCACUUCGAAGGCUAGAUCUAGGGGAGCUCAAGCGUCUCUCUUACAUUUCUGAUGGGGCUUUCAAGGACUUGACCAACCUGCGCUAUCUGAACUUGGGAAUGUGCAACCUGAAAGAGAUCCCUAACAUCAUACCUUUGGUUAGGCUCGAAGAGCUAGAAAUGUCAGGAAACCAGUUGGCUGUCAUUAAGCCCAUCUCAUUUACAGGCUUAGUGAACCUUCAAAAGCUGUGGAUGAUGCAUGCCCAAAUCCAGACUAUAGAGAGAAAUUCAUUUGAUGAUCUUCAGUCACUUGUGGAACUCAACCUGGCUCACAACAAUCUGACCUUUCUGCCACAUGACCUCUUUACACCAUUGCAUCAUCUGGAAAGAGUGCACCUCCACCACAACCCUUGGAAAUGCAACUGUGAUAUUUUGUGGCUCAGCUGGUGGCUUAAGGAAACAGUGCCUGCCAAUACCAGUUGUUGUGCUCGUUGUCAUUCUCCUUCAGCCUUUAAAGGUCGUUACAUUGGAGAACUGGACCACAGCUACUUCCAGUGUGAUGUUCCUGUUAUUGUAGAGCCACCCAGCGACUUGAAUGUGACAGAGGGCAUGGGUGCUGAACUUAAAUGUCGUACAAGUUCAUUGACAUCUAUCAGCUGGCUCACACCAAAUGGCUCUUUGAUAACACAUGGGGCUUAUAAGGUACGGUUGUCUGUACUCAAUGAUGGGACACUAAAUUUUACCAGUGUAACAAUGCAGGACACCGGGACUUACACCUGUAUGGUUAGCAACACAGCUGGAAAUAUUACUGCUUCUGCAGUCCUUAAUGUCACGUCUGUAGAAAACAGUGGAGUUACCUAUUUUACAACAGUCACCGUGGAGACCAUUGAGACCCCCGUGGAUGACAGCCAAACACCACUCCCUCCAUUUGGCUGGGUACCAUCUUCAACUACAAAGGGUAUACCUGUUUCAACAAGGACCACAGAGCGGACAUACACCAUACCAGUUCUUGAUGUCGAUGGAGAAGGAGCCCUCAAUGGUCUUGAUGAGGUGAUGAAAACCACCAAGAUUAUCAUUGGCUGUUUCGUAGCCAUUACACUCAUGGCUGCUGUUCUACUGGUAAUUUUCUACAAGAUGAGGAAGCAGCAUAACCAACAGGACCCUGAUGGCCCUGCUUCCUCCAUGGAGGUCAUUACUGUAGAAGAAGAGCUUGCAGGUGUUGCUGCUAUGGAGAGGCACAUACCGCUGCCCCCCCUGGAGCACUACAACCACUACAACACCUAUAAGAGCACUUACCACCACCCUCCUAUGCUCAGUACCAUACACAGCUCUGCCACACAGGAACCUUUACUGAUUCAAGCUUGUUCAAAAGACAAUGUUCAAGAAACCCAAAUCUGACCAUAAGAUUGACUACAUAUCCAAUAUUACCAGUCUACAACUGGAAUACCAUGGACCAAAACAUAAAAAUAAAUAAAUGCCGUUGACUUGACAGUUGAUCUUGACAGCACUUAGUCAGUGUUUGGCAAAGGGAUGGCUUGAAACUUUGAAAAGGGUCUUUACAAAAACAAAAGUUAUUUAUUAAAAAUGUCUAGUGGCUAAAUAAAAAAAAAACUAUUUGUGAUAGCUUUUUAGCUCAUUUUUUCUCUCUUUCUCUAUGUGUAAUAUUGGUCAAGGGAAAGAAUGGUUUAUUACAGAUGAAUCUGAACUGUAUCAAAUGCAGCUUGUAAAAACAACUGCAGGUUUUGUCCUCAAGCUCAAAUGUUUCUGAUUCCAUUAACCUGUUAAUUUGUUGAAGGACAUUGCUGUGUCCAAAAUUGAAGAAGCUUACCAGACAUCAAACAAAACAACUUAUGGCUAUUUUCCUAACCAUCAUAUUCCAGCUGUCACUCAGGAUGAGAUUAGAUCUUUUAAUGACACCGCUCUGGUUUAUAUCACUGUGGAACCAGCAUGCCUGCAGAGCAAAGCUGCCAAAUGAGUAAAUGUGCAUUUCCCCUGUGGCUCCUAAACAUCAGCCAUACAUCCUUCACUUUAAUUAAGAUUAAGGUCUUGCUCCCACUCUCCCUCCACACAUUUCUCUAGACUUCUUACCCUUAAUCAUUCUCCUUCUGUUCCUCCUCUCUUCUUUAUCUCAAAAUUAUCCAUUUCCUCGGUCAACGUUUGCCCUGUUUUCACUCUUCUUGUUUGUUUGAUUGCCUCUGUGUCAUCAAGCUUAAGCAUGUUCUUCACCCAUUCUCAUUUCUCAUUUGUCUUGCUUUGUCUGUGUCGCACACCGGCAAAAUAUUUCUUAGGAAAAUUAAGGGUAGCAUAAGGUUGUGCUCUGCAGCCUCCCUGUUAACCUGGUAAUGAUCUACGUCUACUUGGUGUCACGCCACCUUGCCAUCACCCCAGGGUCACACAAGCUCAGGCGCUGAUAGUCCAUCUGUUAGUUUGGAUAAAAAGGCAAUGAGCCUGCUUUGUAAUGUAGUGUGACCCUGUCACACGAACAGGGCUAGCAUAGUCAGUGAAGCAGUUAGGAACCUGCAACAAACUAAGAGAAGUUGUGUUAUAGCUCAUCAAUCUGUAUCAGUAGUUCAUUUCCAUACUAAUAGAGGAAAGCUGAUAAGAAAACAGCAUGAGACUUUGUGCCUGACAUCUUACAGAGGGUAGAGGGCUUUGAUAUUGACACGACCCCUGCUCAGUCUCAUUUUGGCAGAGGAAAGACUCAGACACUUUGAUGUCGCAUCAUUUAUAGACCAUCAAAACAUUGUUUCUCCUCCUGUCUAUUUACAUGCUGCGGUUUUCAUUUAGUCUUAGAAAAAAAGGAGGCUUAAGAAGGAGGAUAAUAGGAGUGAAAAGGGAAGAGCAGUGUUUGGGGUAGAGGCUAGACGGGAGCAGUCGUGAGGGGGUUCAUAUCAACAGGGGUCAUGAAAGGUCUUCAAACACAGAAAUUGCACACAUGAUGGGGGAGAAAAAUAGAUAAGAAAUAAGGAGGCAAACUAGCCAUCAGCCAGUCGCCAUGGAAACAGUGACCUUAUGUGGAACGAAGAGAUAGACAUGCCUUUUGCUUUGGUCCUUGUGCAUAGGCAUAUUUUAAUUUUCCACUCGCAGAAUUGCAAUGUUGGCCAAUUAUUAACCUAAUGGGAUUAAUUAAAUGUCUGUUUUCAGGCGGAUUUGGUGGAAUUUGACACAUAGUUGAUUGCACUGACAAACAAAAAUUAAGUAAAUUUUAUUAAUAUUUUCAAACAAAUCACUGCAGAAUAGAUAGAAACCAUUUAUGUGAAGCACCAUUGAUUAAAUUUUUUUUAUUUUCUGGCAAGUUUCCAAAAAUGUACAGUUAGGCUCAAAAGUAUUUAUACCCUUGGCAGAGUUAGAAUUUGUUAAAAUAAUCUUGACUAACAUGUUUCUUCUCACUGGAAGUGAUAAACAUUUUGAGCUGAUCCAAUAGAAGCUAAAAGACUUUAAGCUUAUUGCAAACAUAAAGAGUCAAAAACAUCAGUGGAGACAUGUAAAAAGCUAGUCAACAGUUAUAAAAGGUUUCAUUUCUGCAAUGACAAUAAAAGCUUUUGCAGUUAUUAGCGAGAAGGAUGGCAAUUUUUCUUUUAAUUAAAGAACAAAAUUAUUUUUCAAAAAUAUAUGCCCUUUUGAACAUUGUCUUACUAUCCUUUGGGCAGAUAUGUGUAUAAUUUAUAUCAGAAACAGACUCAUUGGUUGAAUUAAAGUAAUUUUAAAUCUGCCAACGGUAUAAAUAAUUUUGAGCCGCAUGACUGUAUGUUUGUGGAUUUUACAAUAAAUAUUUAACUAUACAAACAGAUGCAAAAUUUUCAGUUUUUGACUGGCAGGCACUCCAGACAGAUAAAACUGUAAUAGCGGCUGAACCGGGAAAUACUCACCACAGCUCUUCACUGUGGAUGACAAGAGUAGUGUUCCUAAUAAUAAGGACAAUGAGUAAACCAUUCUUUCCCUUUUCACUCUUUUCCUUUUUUCAAAGGCUCAGUUCCUUUUCAAUGCUUUUGGUGGAUUAAUGAUUCAAUGUUGAUGCUGGCUACAGUAAAAAAAAGGUUCAGAUUUUUUAUAUAUAUUUGGCGCUUGUGAGUCUUUCAGAAUGAAUGGGAUAUCUGUGUAUUGAUAGUUGGUUUUGGCAGGAUGACUUACCUAGAAAGAUAUUUUAUUGCUGGGAUGGAAUAGAAUGAAGAUUUUCGAGCAAAAUGUUGGACUCGACAUACCAGCAGACUGAGUUUGUUUUUUGUGCAAACCCCCAGCCAAGGUGAUAAAAUUCUUGUGUGUUAUUCUGCCAGCUGUCCAUAUAUGGGGAGGGUUAUCGUAUGUGGUGACAUUUUCUCUCAUUUUCUGGAGAGGAAAAUCAUCAUACGGCUAAAUUUCUACACUAAAAAUAUUUUCAAAACAUAAUGCAAAAAAAAAAAAACUUCAGAUCAUAAUUUUACAUGUGCACCAAGUUGUUAAAAAAAAACAAAACAAAAUGCAAAACAAAAACAAUCAAAAAAAAGAGUGCUUGUACGGAGUCCAAAUAAUUUCACUGAGGAUGAUGUUCAAUAUUGAUAACUGAGAUUGUAGUUCAUACUGUACAUGAAUACAAAUAAAAAAUGGCAAUUCUCUUUUUCCUA
Messenger RNA from Girardinichthys multiradiatus, 6300 nucleotides. It is a transcript of the gene lrrc4cb, whose product is annotated as leucine rich repeat containing 4C, genome duplicate b. The record is from RefSeq and is a predicted model, not a curated record. The transcript is spliced from 3 exons. Gene Ontology annotation, cellular component: postsynaptic density membrane; plasma membrane; glutamatergic synapse. Gene Ontology annotation, molecular function: cell-cell adhesion mediator activity. Bases 1202 to 3097 code for a protein of 631 amino acids. Gene Ontology annotation, biological process: synaptic membrane adhesion; modulation of chemical synaptic transmission; regulation of axonogenesis. NCBI's taxonomy places the organism in Eukaryota, Metazoa, Chordata, Actinopteri, Cyprinodontiformes, Goodeidae.